AUGGAUCCUCCGCUCGGCAGUUUCCCGCUUCUUCGGACAUGGAUACUCCUGGUCGCCAUGACAACGCAGACGACAGAAGGAGGUCCCUACGGUAGGCUUGGAUGUUGGACUGACAGUGGUGAUCGCGCCAUUCCAGUCAAUCUGGAAGGGACAGAUCCCCGACUGGAUGGAGCUUUUCACUCUCGGCUGAACGCCAUUGAGAAGUGUUACCGGGUGGUCAAGUCCCGUGGGUUCCAAGUUUUCGGUGUUCAAGACGGGGGCCAGUGUUGGUCGUCUGCACCGGGAGGAGAGGCCUACAAGAAGCAUGGACCGUCCACCGCAUGUGCUGAAGAUGGGAAGGGCGGCUCAUGGGCAAAUGAAGUCUAUAGAAUCAUACGUGGCCCAUACAGAAGUAUCGGCUGUUGGGGUGAGGAUAGCCCUAAGGCGAUCCCGAGUCUGGAAUUGACGGACCCCCGCCUGGAUGGAGACUACCAAACUCGCACCAACCCCAUCGAGAAGUGUUACUGGGUGGCCAGGGAACGGGGGUUCCCCAUGUUUGCCGUUCUGGAUGGGGGUCAGUGUGGCUCAUCAGCAACAGCGAUGGGAACGUACCAACUGCACGGGUCGGCUAAUAACUGUGUUAACGGAGAAGGAGAAUCGGAUGCCAAUGACGUCUACGAAAUCGUUUACGACGAGCGCUGCCCCGAUGGCUAUACGUUAUUUGCCGAGGACUGCUUCAAGGUAUUUCCCGACACAAAAACGCACUCGGACGCACAGACACACUGCAACAAUGAGGGUGGCAGCCUGGCGAUGCCAAAAGACGAAGCAACCCACCAGCUACUCGAGUACCUGUUGGAGAGAGAAAAGGCUGCAGGGUCCUUCGUUGGUUUGAAACGAGUCACCGGCACUGACAGUUGGAGAUGGGAGGAUGGAAGUGACUUGGGCAGUUUCAGUAGCUGGAAGACUGGAGAGCCAGAUGGUCAGGACUGUGUGAAGUAUAACAGCAACCGCAACUGGGUUGACAUCACGUGUUCACAGAACCUCGGCUUUAUCUGUCAAGUACCACAAGCCUCUGAGUGGCGGCAGCUGUUCGCAACAGCACGUGGUACGGGACAGAAAGUCUUCGAUGCAUGGAGUGCGGAUUCUGACACCGCGGUCCAGCACGACAAAAGCCCCCUUGUUGAGCUGUGGUCGUACCUGGGCAUCAGUAAGGUCGUGUGGGAGUCCACAUCUGGGGAUGUUACGCUGACUUUCGACGGACAAAACACCGACAAGUACAGCUGGUUCUCCAAGUCUCGCCUGAUCUCAUCACCAUGGACUGAUCUGGACACUGAGCCAAUAGACACAUUUUCCAUCCACGACGAACCCAGUCAAAGGAGUUUCCUCAUCAGUCGGAAUCAUGCUGUCUGUGGAAGCGCCCGUGGUUGGUUAAGUUUGGCUGAGGGUGGAACGUCUGCUACUUGUACGUGGGAACAGACACCCAACGAUGACGUUCCUGCCAUUCUCUACUCUACUGCCACUAACAACGUUGCUUGGAGUGCAGGCGACUCUACAGUUGGGAGAGCCGAUCGUAUGGUCAUCUACGUCACGACCGUCAAGCACUGUCCGGAUGGCUAUACACCGUUCACCGAGGCAUGCUACAAGAUAUUCACCGAUGAAAAACAGUACACGGAUGCCCAGACUCACUGUAACAAUGAAGGUGGCCAUCUAGCGAUGCCCAAAGACCAUGCUACCAGCAGUCUACUUUCCUACCUAGCGAGGCAAGGAAAUCCUGGAGUACAUUACUACAUCGGCUUGACGGCCGACGGUAACACUUGGAAAUGGAGCGAUGGGAGUGAACUGGUCGGCUUUAGUCAUUGGGCAGAGAAUGAACCAAAUGUUGCAAGCGAGGAAUGUGUUGUCCUACUUAAAGGUUCCAACUACCAGUGGGCUGAUGUACAAUGUUCUAAGUCCUACAGCGGCGUUCGCGCUAUAGUUAACACCCGUCACUGA
This is a messenger RNA of Branchiostoma floridae (Florida lancelet), 1971 nucleotides long. RefSeq names its product macrophage mannose receptor 1-like. NCBI's taxonomy places the organism in Eukaryota, Metazoa, Chordata, Leptocardii, Amphioxiformes, Branchiostomatidae. The transcript is spliced from 9 exons. The coding region runs from base 1 to 1971 and encodes 656 amino acids. The record is from RefSeq and is a predicted model, not a curated record.